Messenger RNA from Clupea harengus (Atlantic herring), 3154 nucleotides. It is a transcript of the gene ddx10, whose product is annotated as DEAD-box helicase 10. The record is from RefSeq and is a predicted model, not a curated record. Gene Ontology annotation, molecular function: RNA helicase activity; ATP binding; nucleic acid binding. Lineage: Eukaryota; Metazoa; Chordata; Actinopteri; Clupeiformes; Clupeidae.
CUAAGAGAUGACGCUUACAUUCUGCGACAAGUAUCAUGUGCCAUGCAUGCACUCUAGAAGAUCAAUACAGCAGAUAAUUCUGGCAUAAUAUGAGAGUGUAGCAACACCGAAAAUAGAUAUAAUGUCAGCAAAAUCAACGACACAGAAGAAAACUAAAUAUGAUGACAACGACCCGGUCCGUAAUUUCGAGAAAUGGAAAAAAAAAUACAACAAAACGAAAAAGCGUGUGAAAAGCGUCAAACCACCUCCAAAGAAGAGACGGGAGUGGGAAUCUGAACAAGACAAUAUCAACAAACUAGUGUCUAAAUAUCCGCAGAUUAACCACAAGGAUGCUGUGAGCUUUGCGGAUUUUCCACUAUCAAAGAAAACCCUCAAAGGCCUGAUGGAGGCCAAGUAUCGACAGCCCACUGAGAUCCAGCGCCAGACCGUAGGCCUUGCCCUGCAGGGGAAGGAUGUGCUGGGGGCAGCCAAAACGGGCUCAGGCAAAACACUGGCCUUCCUUAUUCCUGUUUUGGAGUGUUUGUAUCGAAACCAGUGGACGGCACUAGAUGGCCUUGGUGCCCUCAUCAUUUCCCCAACUAGAGAAUUGGCCUACCAGACGUUCCAGUUUUUGCGUAAAGUGGGUAAAAACCACGAAUUCUCCGCUGGGCUGAUUAUAGGAGGAAAGGAUCUGAAGGAGGAGGCGGAGAAGAUUCAUCGCACCAAUAUCAUCAUCUGCACUCCAGGACGCUUGCUGCAGCACAUGGAUCAGACUUCGGCUUUCCAUGUCUCUGACCUCCUCAUGUUGGUGUUGGAUGAAGCUGACCGUAUUCUGGACCUGGGUUUCUCUGAGACGCUGAAUGCCAUCGUGGAGCACCUCCCCUCCCAGCGGCAGACGCUGCUGUUCUCGGCCACACAGACCAAGUCUGUCAAGGACCUCGCUCGUCUCAGUCUGAAUGAGCCAGAAUACGUCUGGGUGCACGAGCAGGCAAAAUUCAGUACCCCUGCAACACUCGAGCAGAGCUACGUGGUGUGUGAGCUCCAUCAGAAGGUAGAUAUGCUCUUCUCCUUCAUCAGGAGUCAUCUAACCAAGAAGAUCAUCGUCUUCUUCGCAUGCUGCAAAGAGGUGCAGUACCUGUUCCGUGCAUUCUGCCGUUUGAGGCCGGGCAUCUCUGUGUUGGCUCUCCAUGGCAAGCAGCAGCAGAUGAAGAGGAUGGAGGCCUACAAUGAGUUUGUUGGGAAGAAGUCAGCAGUUCUGUUUGCUACUGAUAUUGCUGCAAGAGGCCUGGAUUUCCCAGCAGUGAAUUGGGUCCUGCAGUAUGACUGCCCUGAGGACGCCAACACUUACAUCCACAGGGUGGGCAGAACAGCCAGGUACCAGGAGGGGGGUGAAGCACUGCUGGUGCUGCUACCCUCUGAGGAGAAGGCCAUGACCUCUGACCUCCAGGACCGCAGAGUUCCCAUCACCAAGAUCCAAAUAAAUCCAGAGAAGCUGGUCACAGUACAACAGAAGUUGGAAGCCUUUUUGGCCCAAGAGAUGGAGCAAAAAGAGCGUGCUCAAAGGUGCUUCAUCUCUUACCUGCGCUCCGUCUUCCUAAUGAAGAACAAACACGUGUUCGAUGUUACCCAAAUCAAACUGGCAGAAUAUGCAGCAUCGCUGGGAUUAGCAGUGGCUCCUCGUGUGCGUUUCCUUAACAAGGCCAAGAAACAUGGACCCGAGGAACAAGAGGAAAAGGAGCACAGGAAGAAAGGGAUGGUGGAGGAGAAGGGAGAGAGCAAUGACGUGGAAGAGGGAAGCGCAGAGGAACACCAGAGUGAAGACGAAGACGAAGAUGAUGAAACUGAAGAUCCUGCAACCAAGCUCAAAAGCCUGCUGUGCGAUUCUGAUGAUGAUGAUGCCAAGGAUGAGGAUGAUCUAAAAGACCUGGACCUUCUUACAGUCAAGAGAAAGGACGUAUUUAAUGUAAACAAUAGCCAAGAUGAAGAGGACAGUGAUCUAGAGAUGCCUCAGAGUCGCAGAGUCAAAGACACGAAGGUUAAAGAGGCCAAACGUGCUCAGAAGAGGAACUUCAAGGUCAACUCCAAGAUCAUUUUCAAAGAUGAUGGAGAGAUGGUGCAAGAGUGGCCUGUCAUCCAGAGACCGGUUGUUCCCGACAGCCAGGAGGAACAGGACCUGGAGGAAGAGUCUGGCAUCAACGUGGAGAAAGCCAGAGAGAGGCUGAGACUUGAGGAUCAGCAGUAUGACAAAAAUGAGUAUCGCAGGAGGGUCCAGGAGAAGCAUCGGGAGAAGAGGCUGAAGGACAAGGCUGCCAGGAGGGAGGCCUAUAAGCAGAAGGAGGAGAAAAAGAAAAAGCCUGAACAGCAAAAUGCUGGUGAUGAUGAUGACGACGAUGAUGAUGAAGAAGAUGAGGCAGUUGCCUAUCUGUCGGGUGCAGAUGAAGAGUUUGACUUCAGUGCACUCCCAGACCCAGACAGAUGCCGAGACAGUGACAGUGCGGACAGUGACCAUGAAGCGAGGAAAAGGACCGCCAGUGACCAUGACGACGUGGAGCCAGUGCGGAGGAUCAAGAGGCCCAAGCAUGAUGUUGAGCCUGACACUGAGUCCAGUCCUCUGGACACGGGGCUGUCCCUCGGGGAGGACGAGGAGCUGGUCCUUCAUCUGCUCGGGCAGAAGAGCUAACAGCAGAUAUGAAUGAUGACACGUUUGUCAGACAUAAGGAGGAGACUUAAUACUCCCUCCUCCCACACACGCACACCAUCUCCCAGACUUCGACAGAACAUUUGUAUAUGUUAUAUCAAAGCAAGCUUUCUUUCAGUGAGUUCUACAGAACAUUUGUAUAUGCUCUAUCAAAGCAAGCUUUCUUUCAGUGAGUUCUACAGAACUUUUUUAUAUGCUGUAUCAAAGCAAGCUUUCGUUCAGUGAGUAGUCCUCUGAAGACGUGCAGGUGAUUUACAUUAAACUGAAUAUUUACUUAUUCCUGUGAUAAUGCGUUUUUGCUUCAAAUAUAUAAUUAGUUGGCCUUAACUGAAGGAGACUUUGGAGACUGACCCUGGGGCCACAUAAGCAGUCAUUGUGAUGGCAGGAUGUUAUAAUGUUCAAAGACUGUACAUUGAGACAGUUCAAUUCAUUUGUAUUUGUAUAGCGCCAAAAUAAUAAAAUAGCUAUUAAAUACCA